AUGUUUCCGACAGAUAUCUCGGGAGGCACGUCCCAGGAAUACUUCGAUCUCGACCAGGGCAUAGGAGGGUCGGGGUACCAGGAUUUCUCCGUCUCUAUGGAGUACUGGACGGACAACGUAAACACGUGGUCUACAGACUGUCACGAUACCACUCAGCAAAGCUAUUGUUAUGACUACCAACAAUGUUGUCCUUCCAAUAAUGGUCCGGGAAUGGCUGCUUGUGCUUUAUCUCCGGACGGACAAUUCGAUAGCCGAUCACAGGAAUACCAAGUUUGUGACGUAACACAACAGGUGACAAAAUCGAACCAAGAGGUGAGAAACAGCAACAGUAAAAAAACGAGGGAAGUCCCAGAUUUGAUUCGUGAGGGAGCUACGGAACGAGAAAGAUUACGUAUGCAUUCCCUGAACGAUGCGUUCGACAACCUUCGUCGUGUCGUUCCCAAAUCCAACCUUAGUGAUCACCAUAAAUUGUCCAAGAUCGCUACGCUUCGCUUAGCAAUCCACUACAUCGCAGCGCUUGGCGGGAUUCUAAAGAGUAGUGGGGUCGAGGUUCGAGUCAUUGAGGAUCAGAGUGCAGGGGACAUGCGCGGAAAACGAAGGAGGUUCCGGUCACGCGGAAGGAAAACAGGACAUUUUACAACCAAUUAG
This is a messenger RNA of Ylistrum balloti, 648 nucleotides long. RefSeq names its product protein Fer3-like. The coding region runs from base 1 to 648 and encodes 215 amino acids. The record is from RefSeq and is a predicted model, not a curated record. NCBI's taxonomy places the organism in Eukaryota, Metazoa, Mollusca, Bivalvia, Pectinida, Pectinidae. The transcript has a single exon. Gene Ontology annotation, molecular function: protein dimerization activity.